AAUAAUAAAGAUGUACAGAAGCCACGAAGACCACUUCCAAUGCCCGGUUCGCCUCCUGCUCAGCGGCCCAAUACCCCAGUUCCAACAAGUUCGCCGAUACCGCCUGCCAGGUUCUACGGCUCCAAUCCGCCACCAUUGCCCCAUAGACUCCGCGGCGUAGGGUCGAAUCGCACCUCAUUUCAAACCAUUGAAGAGCCUCCAACCUAUUCGGCCACCUCUGGUCCUAGCGCACCGGAAUAUCGCGAGCCAGAGUCACGUCUAGUGACCGAAGACAUCAUGAUUGACGAUGGCCACCCUACCGUUACGCAAAGGGCCUCUCCGACCUGGUCUGGUUCGGCAUGGGAUCCAGCACUGACAGACCCUGAGGGCUUCAAGUCGUGGGAAGGCACCUGGGGCAAUAGUGACGCUGCCUGGCAAAACAACAUGUUGGCUACGGGCGAUAGAACUAGCUCGUCGGUGCCAGUUGGGAACAGAGAUGAUGUAGAAGAGUUGUGUUGGUGGGACAGAGAGGCUAAGAAGCGGCCUGGUCGAGGAUUUCUUCCGCCAGUAUUGGAGACUUAUCUGCACAACACUGAACAUUCCCUACUUUCCGUUGCUGCAUCCGCGCCGGAUAUCACUCCUAAUAUCCCUCCUCCCGCUGAACGGGAUCCUGCGCAGGCAUCUUCGUCAUCUCAGCGGUCAGCCCCUCAGAGGUCCUCUCACAUGCCGCCUACGGAAGAAGAAGUUCGAAGAGCCAUCCCCCAUCCUAAUGCAUACUUCUGUCCAAAGGACAACGGCUGGAUGCUGCUCAGUUGGAAGUCAUCGUCUGUACCUCCGCCUUUGUCGCGUAGUGGCCGAAAAGAGCACACGCUUCCUGACCAAAGUUUCAGACAAAAGAAUUCCAACUGCCUUUCCCCAGACGAUAACAUCUUUGGUGCCGCCAAUAAGACUCACCACUUCCAUCGAUAUCAAAAUGCGGUUGAUUCUAGUCAGCUCACACCUGCCUACCGUGGGUUGGAUGGAAUAGACGGGCUGAAGCAAAAACGGCGUGCCGGGACGAUCAUACAAGGAGAGCUCCAACUAGCGAAGAUGCAAGAUGAUGAGAAGAUGGACCAGGAUUUGGACGAGACCGGCAUCCCCCUCGAUCUCUAUGUCUGUUGCCAAUGCUCCUUUUACUGCGUUGCUUCCAAGAUCAUACCCGCGGUAAUAUCACGAACCUUGUGGUACCAUUUCAUCGACGACAGAUGGUCGAAUCCUCUUCUAGGGAAAACAAAAGAACACAGUGUCGCUACCGCAGUAGAGACAACUCUCAUAGCUCUAGAGAACAAGCUAUGGAGAUUGGAUAAUCGUAGUUUGCGCGCCAGUGGCUCAAGUUUCCGAACGAAAAUCGGAAAUAACGACAACGUGAAACAAAUCUUUGAGUCCCUUGGGUUCGCGUGGGAUGAACAACCAAAUGAUGUGUUUCUUCAAUCGCCUUCCCUGGAUUCUUCUCCUAGAGGACGAUUGGCUCGCGCUAAGCUACUGCGAGGUUGGGUCGAGAUUGGGGCUUGGUUGGCUGAUUUCAAACGCGUCCAUCCGAAUGCUUUCAAGGAAUACACUCCGAUCAAUCCCCUAUCGGUGAAGGUUAAUAGUGCCAGAGAGAUGUAUCAAAAUGCCAUCGGUUCUCAUCCUGAUCAAAUACCCCGUAACGAGUUGCCCGAAACUAUCCAGAUGACCCUGAAUAGUUUGCCUAGCACGUUUUGGCCCGACUUGGGGCUAACACGAACGACGGCCUCCACCGAGCUAAUCGAGUUUGCGUACUUGGCGCAAUGCCGUUGUGACCCAAUUCAUACUCUGCAAUAUUUCACGCAUUUGUCCGAUGCUGUCAGCGAAAUGCAGAACUUCCAACUUUGCCCGCAACCACUCGAGGAACUGCUUGCCGUUGAACGGUCUCGUGGAAGGAUCACUCAAAGGGACAUAGACGACAGUGUGGAAGUUCUCGGUUUCGGCUCCGAGAACAUUUUGCGGGUGGAAUACUCUGAAAAUGAUAUUGAUGAUCAGUUCAUCGAGAAUGCCUGGAAGGCGCGCGUUAAGGAGUCAUUCCGAAUGCCGACUGGGGGCAGCGAUUUUCAAAGAGAGGCCACCGAUGCUCUGAAAGUUCUUGCCGAAGCGAGAGGGAGCGUGUAUCUUCGGGGGUGUUGGGAGGCUUCGAAAGACAGUCUGAUGACUCCUGAUCGCGCCUAUCUGACUCUGGAGAUCCCUCAGGACGUGGAUGAUUCGAUGUUGAUCACUGUCUUCAAUAUGCGGCUCGAAGAGCAGCCUUCGCAGCUGGACAAGAUGCGUGAAGCGCUGUUGGUUAUCGCCGAGUCUCGAGAUAGCGAGCGGCUGCGCAAGUUCAUGGAGUUGGGAUCUGAUCCCGGCGAGAUUACGGCGCCUACUCGUCCUGACUGGCCAAGGGGUCUCAAUCAGCUAGGCAACACAUGCUAUCUGAACUCAUUAUUGCAGUAUUUCUAUACUAUUAAGGAUCUUAGAGAUGCAGUCUCAGCAGGGAAGAAGGGACUGGAUGAUGAUGAAAAACUAAGCGACGACGACCUGAAACGACAUAGGGUUGGUGGACGCUUGGUGACGCGUCGUGAAAUCGUGAGGUCAAAGAAAUUUGUCAGUCAAUUAGCCGACCUAUUCUGGAAUAUGGAGUAUGCCGACAACCCAGCUGUGACUCCUACCAUCGAGUUAGCCAAACUUGCUCUGGUGACGUCCAGGGAUGAGGAGGAGGAUGAAGUAGAUAAAGGUGGGACGGAUUCUUCCAAUGAUACAGAUGCCACCUUGGUCGAUGAUGGACCUGUUCGGUAUCCUACUGAACCCCCAUCGUCGCCCAAGUCUCCCUCACGCUCUCCCGGCUCCAUUUUAGGAAAGCGCGCCCGCGAUAUUCCUCGACAGCCCAGCGAAAUGGAAGUUGAUACCCCAUCAUACUCCCCAAAAGAGGGCCACUCCUCAGAGCCUUCGCCUAGAUCGUCCGAUGAUGAUAGUCCUCCACCUUUGAUACCCCUGAAUUAUCCAGAAGCUUCAACGUCAGGUUCCAAAGAUGAGGAUGUUGAGAUGCAAGCUGUCUCUAGUUCAAACAAUCCUCCUCCGCUUCCUCCUCGGAAACCGAUCGACUCACCCAGUUCCGAGAUGAUGUUCGGAAAACAGCAUGACGUCGCGGAGUGUAUGGACAACUGCAUGUUCCAGAUUGAAACUGCUUUGUUGAAGUUUGAUUCCAUGAUCGGGUCCCAGAGCGACGAAGACAAGACUAGUGUCGUCAAACGGUUGUUUUAUGGCAAAAUUCGUCAGAAUGUUGUUACAGUUGAUCAAACGCACGAGAAAGAGGAUUUGUUCUCGCAUCUCCCUGUCAACGUCGCAGACGAGGGCUUUGACAUCUACGAUGGUCUUGGCCGGUACUUUUACGAUGUUGUUGAUUACAAGAGUCAGAAAGUCCCGAUGCAGCUGUCUCUUGUAUCGCUACCACCACUGCUUCACAUCCAGCUCCAGAGGGUUCAAUUCGACCGAGAAUUGUGUCAGUCCUGGAAGUCUCAAGCUUAUGUGAAGUUUGGAGAAACCUUGUACAUGGACCGAUUCAUGGACGACGUGAAUCCGCAGAAAAAGGCUCAGUCACGUAUUAUAGAAGAUGAGCUCAACAUCUGUCGAGAGCGUCUACGAAUAUUACUUCAAGGCAAAAAUGGUGCCUUUGCUACUGCUAUGGACAACACCCGUGAUUUCCUUUCCAAGCAGGAUAGUGUCUCUCUUCCAGACGUCGAUGAUGAGAUGAUCACAAUGCUUAAUGAAGAGGAAGCCCACCUGAAAGCCGAAAUCGAUGGCCUUCAGGCGCGCAUCCAGAUCCUUAAAGCGGAUCUCGAGGCGAUUUGGCAGGAUGAAACUGAGGUGGCAUACGAGCUUACGUCGGUGUUCAUCCACCGGGGGUCGACGCCGACCUUUGGGCAUUAUUUCUUCUAUUCACGACAUCUUCCUGAUAGUCCGGAUGAGUGGUUCAGAUACAACGAUUCGGACGUGUCGGUUAUACCUAAGGAAGAAGUUUUGGCGGACACGACUGGCUCCACCGCUAAUCCUUACCUGCUGGUUUAUACCCGAAAGGGCAGCGAGGUGGUUGAUACCGUCAAGCGAUUUGACCCUUCGAGCUUGAUUGAA
This is a messenger RNA of Desarmillaria tabescens, 4140 nucleotides long. RefSeq lists its product as uncharacterized. The transcript has 15 exons. Lineage: Eukaryota; Fungi; Basidiomycota; Agaricomycetes; Agaricales; Physalacriaceae. The record is from RefSeq and is a predicted model, not a curated record. The annotation marks the transcript as partial. Gene Ontology annotation, biological process: protein deubiquitination; regulation of proteasomal protein catabolic process; proteasome-mediated ubiquitin-dependent protein catabolic process. Gene Ontology annotation, molecular function: cysteine-type deubiquitinase activity; proteasome binding.